This is a messenger RNA of Carya illinoinensis, 1551 nucleotides long. Its product is annotated as protein FAR1-RELATED SEQUENCE 5-like. The transcript has a single exon. The coding region runs from base 1 to 1551 and encodes 516 amino acids. The record is from RefSeq and is a predicted model, not a curated record. Lineage: Eukaryota; Viridiplantae; Streptophyta; Magnoliopsida; Fagales; Juglandaceae.
AUGGGUGGUGAAGAAGAACACGCAUCUCCCUUAACGGUAUGCAUAGACAUUGAAGAGCAAUGCACUUCCGCAAGAGUUGGUUGCAAUGAAGAUCUGUUGGAUAGACUAGAUGAACUGGAAACUGACGAUGGCACUCCAUCUACACCGUAUGUGUUGCCAUCUUCGGAUUGUAAUGAUAUCAUUGAGGAGCCAAAGCCGGGGAUGGAGUUCAAUUCAUUGGAAGAUUUGAUGGUCUAUUAUAAGCAGUAUGCUAAAAAUUGCGGGUUUGGGGUGAUGACACAAAGGAGUGAGAGGUCAGAGGAUCAAAGUGUCAGAUAUGUCACCCUCGGUUGUGCACGGGGAGGGAAGGCUCGGAUUAAGAGUUCCAAUAUCGCCAACCCACGUCCGACGGGAAAGACAGACUGUAAGGCAAGGAUUAAUGCCUUAAGAGUCGAGGGAAAGAUACGGUUGACAACAGUGAAUAACUCACAUAAUCAUGUAAUUAGCCCUCAGAAAUCCCGCUUCUUUCGAUGUAACAGAGAAGUGAAUGAGACUGUUAAAAGGGUCCUUGACACAAACGACUUAGCUGGUAUUCAGCUGAACAAGAGUUACAGAUCUCUUGUAGUUGGAGCAGGUGGCUUUGAGAACCUGCCAUUUUUGGAAAAGGAUUGUCAGAAUUACAUCGACAAAGCCCGCCAUCUACGACUUGGUGCAGGUGGUGCUGGAGCACUUCGUGAUUAUUUUAUGAGGAUGCAAUACAAGAAUAACGGUUUUUUUGCAUUGAUGGAUUUAGACGAUGAUGGGAGGUUAAAAAAUAUUUUUUGGGCAGAUCCACGUAGUCGGGCUGCGUAUAAGUAUUUUGGUGACGUCGUCACAUUCGACACCACGUACCUGACUAAUAGGUAUGGGAUGCCGUUUGCACCAUUUGUUGGUGUAAAUCACCACGGGCAGUCGAUUCUUUUGGGAGCUGGGUUGAUUUCCAGUGAGGACACAGAGACGUUUACAUGGCUGUUCCAAACUUGGUUGCAAUGUAUGGACGGAAUAGCUCCAAAGGCUAUUAUUACUAAUCAGGACAGAGCAAUGAAAAAUGCAAUUGCGAUAGUAUUUCCAGAAACUCGACAUCGAUUUUGCUUAUGGCAUAUACUCAAGAAAGUUCCAGAGAAGUUGGGUUCAUAUGCUGCGUACAAAAGUGGCCUGAAAACUGAGCUGAUGAAAUGUGUGUACGACACACAAACUAUUGCCGAGUUUGAAAAGCAUUGGUCCCAGUUUAUUAACACAUACCACUUACAUGAGAAUGCUUGGUUGAAAAGUUUAUACUCCGAGCGCGAGCAUUGGGUACCAGUUUUCCUGAAAGAGCACUUUUGGGCUGGAAUGAGUACAACCCAGCGGAGCGAGAGUAUGAACGCCUUUUUUGACGGUUAUGUCCAUUCGAAGACAAAUUUGAAGGAGUUUGUUGAUCAGUUUGACAAUGCGUUGAAGAAGAAAAUUGAAAAUGAAUGUGAGGCAGAAUUCCUGUCCUUUAGCGGCACCAUUCCCUGCGUAUCUAGAUCUCCAAUUGAGAAGAAAUUUUAA